AUGGGCUCCUUUGAAGAACGAGAGAUCGAGAUCGUCAUUGAGAACGACAGGCGGUAUUGCAACGAAACAUACUUCAUGCCCAACGAUGAGCCGGAGCAGACGCGCUUGAACAUCAUCCAUCAGGUGUACCUUCUACUACUGGAGGGCAGCUUGACCUCUGUUCCCAUCACUCAAAAUGCACCCCGUAUACUGGAUAUUGGGACCGGCCCAGGUGAUUGGGCUAUCGAGAUGAGUGGCAUGUAUCCCAAUGCCACAAUUGUGGCCUCGGAUAUUGGGGUUUUCGACGGCGGACUGAAUGACCUUGACCUCCCCAAUGUAUCUUUUCAACUUGAUGACGCUAGAAGGGUGUGGGCCUACACUGAGCCGUUCGACCUGGUCCACAUACGUGGGCUUUCCGGCGCUUUCCAGGACUGGAACUUCAUCUACCAGCAGGCUUUCCAACACCUUGCGCCUGGGGGCUAUAUUGAGGUUGCCGAUACCGAUCCAGCGGCUGAUACCGUGACUCUUACCCAUCUCGACAAUUCAUACUUCAGGGACUAUACUUCUGCAAUCCGAUCCGCCGCCGAAGUUGCAGGAUCCUCCCGUGAUUUGAGCCACCUUCGACCCUGUAUAUUGAGCGCCGCCGGUUUCGUGGAUGUUCAAGUCACGGAGCGCACCGUGCCAAUUGGAUUGUGGCCGGAGGACCCGCAUGAAAAGACCAUGGGGAAAAUGGUACUCAUUGCGCUUCUGGAGGGCCUGGAGGCAUAUGGUCUCCGACAGCUCACAGCUACACGCAACUGGACCGCGGAAGGAGUACGUGAUCUAUGUGCCAAAAUAAAGAGAGAAAUCAUGAUGGCCGACAAAAUGACCGCUCGCGUAAAGAUCAUCACUGGCCGCAAGCCCAUAUCCUGUGCUCCAGUAAAAGAGCAGCAAAGGAACAGUCUACUCAAGCGAGUCUUCGACACAGUGGACUAG
Aspergillus clavatus NRRL 1 is the source of this 954-nucleotide messenger RNA. Its product is annotated as class I SAM-dependent methyltransferase. NCBI's taxonomy places the organism in Eukaryota, Fungi, Ascomycota, Eurotiomycetes, Eurotiales, Aspergillaceae. The coding region runs from base 1 to 954 and encodes 317 amino acids. The transcript has a single exon. The record is from RefSeq and is a predicted model, not a curated record. Gene Ontology annotation, molecular function: methyltransferase activity.